UUUAAAGAAUAUAGAAUGAGCACAAAUAUUUUUUUACUAAUUUUGCUAACUGGCUUUAGCUUUGUUGUAAUAUCUGCCCUUAAGGAUCCUCCUUCGAUAAUUGGCGGCGAUCGAGCGAAUCCGAGGGAGUACAAGCCGGCAGCUCGCCUUGGUCAUCGUAACGCUACACUGAACGAAACAAAGUGGUUCUGCGGCGGCACUAUAAUCAGUGAUCGAAUGAUUCUGACAGCUGCCCACUGUUUUUACUCAGAUUUACAUUUCUCUAGAGGAUCCGUAAACAUUGUGCGCUUGGGAGAAUUAGUUUUUGAGAGCGACAAGGACGAUGCUGAUCCGGAGGACUUUGAAGUUCUCGAACUUAAGGCCCAUCCAGAUUUUCGGUACCCCGUUCUCUACAACGACAUUGGAAUUGUCCGUUUGCGUGGGGAAAUCAGGUACAACCGAUACAAGUUGCCUGCAUGCCUGCCUUUAGAUAACGAAGACAGGUCCGAUGCCUUCAUUGCCAUCGGAUGGGGUCAGAAGGGAUUUUCAAUAUAUGAGUCCAGGGAACUGCGAAAGGUCCGCCUUCAAAACUAUGGUUCCGUAUGUGAGAGGACAACAGAUGCAAACGACGAUAUUCCGGAAGGAUACAAAUCCGAGUCCCAGUUGUGCGUAGGAUCUCCUGAUCACAAGGACACCUGUAAUGGAGACUCGGGAGGACCCUUGUUGAUUCCCUUUCUUGGAGAUGGAUGCCAACAUAAAAUCAUGGGAAUCACUUCAGUAGGAAUCGCAUGUGAUACUCCGAACAUUCCCAGUUUGUACACAAGAGUUCAUUUCUUUAAAGAUUGGAUUAAAAUGGAAAUUAACCGCGUUGACUUUCCAACAACUUAAUUAAAAUUAAUACAUUUGUAAAAU
Drosophila takahashii is the source of this 891-nucleotide messenger RNA. NCBI's taxonomy places the organism in Eukaryota, Metazoa, Arthropoda, Insecta, Diptera, Drosophilidae. The record is from RefSeq and is a predicted model, not a curated record.